CAAUAAUUUGUAUUACGAAUUGUGCUGAAAUUGAAUUUGAGGUGAUUUACGGUUGCAUCGUUUGUAAGCCCCCUAAAAAUUAGGCCAUCAAACCUCAAAGCCACACACUCACACAUCCCUUCCUACUACCAUUCUUGACCUCAUGAUCCCGACCAACCACUUCUCACAUCCUUAAAGAUCCUUAACAUUCUUCAGAUUUUAUGUUUAGUCAAUUGAUUCUUCAGAGCAGGGGGCGAUCGAAAUGGGUUCUUGAGGUAUCAACAAGGAAAAACCACCAACAUUCGUUGUUUUCUGGAAAACCGUCAACCAAGAAAUUCUGUAUAUGGCUCCGGGCACCGACGAGACGCAGUGUUUAGGUACAUUGGAAACUGGGUUUUGCAAAGAACACGAAAAAGAUUCCAACGUUGACAAGAAACCUCACGAGGAUCCCGAUGAUAAUUCGACCCAGGCAAAAGCCUCGCGCCCGCCGUUGAUGCGGCAUUGCAGCAGCCACGUCGCUUUGGUCGAUCCCUUUUCGUUGAUAUGUAGUAAUGAAGGCGGAGUAAAAUCAGGCAAGGACUCUGGAUUUCAGCCGAUUUUUCGCUCUGGAAGCUGCUCUGAGAUAGGUCCUAAGCAGUAUAUGGAGGAUGAGUUCAUUUGUGUCGACGAUCUUCCCCAACAUCUUGGUACAAAUAAAGGUUUCCCAUCUCCGGGAGCAUUUUAUGGGGUUUUUGAUGGUCAUGGUGGAAAAGACGCUGCGUCUUUCACUAGAAAGAACAUCCUCGACUUUAUCACUCAGGAUUCUCAUUUCCCAGAUGGUAUAAAAAGAGCACUGAAGAAUGCUUUCGUGAAAGCUGAUAAUGCGCUGGCGGAUGCCAAGAAUCUCGAUCAAUCUUCUGGCACCACUGCUCUGGUUGCUCUUAUUUUGGGAAGGACUAUGAUAAUAGCUAAUGCUGGCGAUUCUCGAGCUGUGCUUGGCAAAAGAGGAAGAGCCAUAGAAUUGUCUAAAGAUCACAAGCCUAGCUGCACAUCCGAAAGGAUUAGAAUAGAAAAGUUGGGUGGUGUCAUCUACGACGGCUAUCUCAACGGACAGCUCUCAGUCGCACGUGCUCUUGGCGACUGGCACAUGAAGGGUGCUAAAGGCUCACAGUGCCCCCUAAGCUCAGAGCCGGAGCUAGAGGAGUUGGUCUUGACAGAAGAAGACGAGUUCUUGAUCAUUGGCUGCGAUGGCCUAUGGGAUGUCAUGAGCAGCCAAUACGCGGUGACAAUAGUGAGGAAGGAGCUGAUGGCACACAAUGAUCCGGAGAGGUGCUCGAGGGAGCUCGUCAGGGAGGCCCUCAAGCGCAACACCUGUGAUAACCUCACCGUGGUCGUCAUCUGCUUCUCAGCAGAACCUCCCCCUCGUAUUGAGAUCCCGAGAUCGCAUAGGAGGAGGAGCAUAUCAGCUGAAGGGUUGGAUAUCUUGAAGGGUGUGUUAAGCCAGGCGUGAGAGAGAGCAUGCUGCGCUCGAGCUCUGAGACGGGUCGUCUGUUGGUGGCCGUCGAAUCUUGCCGUGCUCCCGUGUCGGCGUGUGGAUCUCACGAGAAGAAUGUUCAAUUGCAACCACAUUUGGCUAUGGGGAGAGUUGUUGCAAAUUUUUAACAUGGGAGUUGAGGUAAAGAGGUUGAGAAACUUUGUGUUUGUGUGCAGUGUAUCUAUGCUGACAUACUUAGAUCUUGGUUUUUAGCCUUUGGCAGUUAUAACUGUCAUAUUUUACUCUUACACUGUGAUCAUAUUUUAUUUUUUCCUUUUCUUUUUUUACAAUUUUAUGUACCAUUUUCUUCACUUUUUUUGACAGUGAUAUUAACCCUGAUUUUCUGAUAUUAAUAAAUGUGACUUUUUAAA
Messenger RNA from Salvia miltiorrhiza (redroot sage), 1863 nucleotides. RefSeq names its product probable protein phosphatase 2C 47. The record is from RefSeq and is a predicted model, not a curated record. NCBI's taxonomy places the organism in Eukaryota, Viridiplantae, Streptophyta, Magnoliopsida, Lamiales, Lamiaceae. The transcript is spliced from 4 exons. Gene Ontology annotation, biological process: protein dephosphorylation. The coding region runs from base 323 to 1468 and encodes 381 amino acids. Gene Ontology annotation, molecular function: cation binding; protein serine/threonine phosphatase activity.